This is a messenger RNA of Paraphaeosphaeria sporulosa, 849 nucleotides long. Its product is annotated as SIR2 family histone deacetylase. Gene Ontology annotation, molecular function: NAD+ binding. Lineage: Eukaryota; Fungi; Ascomycota; Dothideomycetes; Pleosporales; Didymosphaeriaceae. The record is from RefSeq and is a predicted model, not a curated record. The transcript has 2 exons. Bases 1 to 849 code for a protein of 282 amino acids.
AUGCUCGCCUCAUUCACGGCUCAUCUUAAUUCUUCAAAUCGGAUUCUCGUCCUGAUCGGGGCUGGCCUCUCAGCAUCUUCUGGGAUCCCAACAUACCGUUCCGCUAGUGGGUUUUGGCGCACCUUCUCCGACCAGCAGCUCGCGAAGAAAAGCGCAUUCGAGGAAGAUCCCAUUUUGGUCUGGCAGUUCUACAACUACAGGAGGCAGCAAGCCAAAGCUGCGCUGCCGAACCCAGCACACCAUGCGCUUGCGGAACUUGCCGCACGGAGACCGGAAUUGUUUUCGGUCAACCAGAAUGUGGACGAGCUAUGUCAAAGAGCUGGGCAUCCUAUGGGACAGAUAGUCGACCUUCAUGGGUCGCUAUUUCGGGUCAAGUGCUUCGACGAUGCGUGUGGAUACGAGGAGGAGAAUCACGAAAUACCUAUCAUCCCGCAGUUGUCAGUCACUGAGCCACCUGGGGUCCUCGAUUCCGCCGACUACAACUCCGCACAAUCUGGAGUCAGCAUCGAGGAUCUGCCGCACUGUCCAAAAUGCAAGGUCGGCUUGCUCCGCCCAGCUACGGUGUGGUUUGGUGAAAACCUUCCGGAAGCUAAAGUUCACCAAGUUGACGAAUGGCUACAGGAUGGAAAGGUUGAUCUGAUGCUUGUUAUCGGAACAUCAGCUAUGGUGUGGCCUGCGGCUGGGUACAUAGGUCGGGCAAGGAACGCGGGCGCUCGUGUGGCUUUUUUUAAUAUGAUGGAGAAGGCUGCUGGUGUGGCCAGGCCAGAGGAGAGCGACUGGAUGUUUCUAGGAGAUGCGGCCGAGCUCGUCCCCAAAGCUUUUGAGGGUUUCCUAGGUGUCGACAAUUAG